Molecule: messenger RNA, 2232 nt
Organism: Hyaena hyaena (striped hyena)
Lineage: Eukaryota; Metazoa; Chordata; Mammalia; Carnivora; Hyaenidae
Gene: TMEM278
Product: transmembrane protein 88B
Exons: 5
Coding region: 855-1391 (178 amino acids)
Biological process (GO): negative regulation of canonical Wnt signaling pathway
Cellular component (GO): plasma membrane
Molecular function (GO): PDZ domain binding
Source: RefSeq, a predicted model, not a curated record
CUGUGGGGGUUAGCAGUGCUGCCUCCUGGGCCAGGCCAACGGCCACUUCCCACCCUGUCCACCCAGCAACUUGAGGAGACGCCCUGCCCUGCCUGCUAGUGACAGCCCCUGCCCCAGCACCUUCCUCCCCUGCCAACCGCCAGGGCUCCUGGCCUGGGCUCCUUCCUCAGAGACAAAGGCCAGGCAGGCAGAAGCAUGCCCACAGACUCUGAUGUGCCCUGACAGGCCCCGGGGAGGCACCCACACACCUUCCCUUGGGUCCCUCCCUCGGGCCCUGCUCCUCACCUCCACUCCUGUUCCCAUUGGCGAAGACGACCUGGGGGGCCGGAGCUUGGCCUUUCUCUUGAUUCCAGGCUGGGGAGGUGGACAGGGUAAGGUGACCCUCCCCCCACAUGCAGAUGCGAUACCAGGAUAGAAGAUUUACCACGGAUGCCAGGCAACUUGGGUGACACCGUGGGGAGUAGGAAUCCCUCAGGUUGAGGCAAGUCAUCAGAGGCUGUGGAAGGGGCAGCGCCCCAGACUGAAGGAGGGACCCAGGCAAAGAGAAGAUUCUCAGAAGAGCCAAGUCCGGAAGAAUGAAGGCUCCAUGAGGGCACAUCCACAGGCUAACAGAUUCAACCGGUUUUACACUAGAUUCAUUACCUGGAUAAAUAAACAGCUACUGUAAGAUCGUGGUAUGCGUACGCCGGUGAAAACAACUAACCCAUGUGUGUGUUGGGCAACAAGGCUUGGCAUGUGCUGCAGGGAACCUCCGCUAGCCUUCUCACAGGGGCAUGGCCCAGGCUGGCAUUCCUUAAACCUGCAGUGCACAAUCGCGACCAUCUUCCCCGUCCACAUGUGUCUGAAGGGAAUCUAUGUGCUGGAAAGUGUUAGAAGAAAAGUUGGACGUGAUAAGGCCCGUGGUGGGAGAAGGUGUGAAAGGGGAACACUGGCAUCUGAUGCUCCACACCUUGGUCACUGGGCUCACAGGGUGGGUAGGCCUGACGGUCCGAGGCCUUGGGACCCUGCUGCUGCCUGGCCAGGCCCUGGCUGGACUCCUGCUGCGCCUGCUGCUGCCUGCGACCGUGUUCCUCCUGGCCCUGCUGCCAGCAGCCGCCAUCGUGUACGUGGGAUUCCUGUGCCACUCGAGGGUUCACCCGGCGCCCCGCCCCGCGUGCCGCGCGCUGCUCUCGGACAGGGGCGCCGCGGCGCUCAUCGUUCUCGGCUUCCUCUCGCUGCCUCCGCUGCUUGUGCUUGCCUCGGCCGCCCGCACCCGCCUCACCCGGAGCCUCCGCCCGCUGCUGCCGCCCCCAACUUGGACCCCGGGACCCCGCCGCCUCCCAGGGUCCAGCGACAGCGGGGGUGUGGGACGCCGCCCCGACGGGGAGGAGCAGUUCUGUGCCUGGGUGUGACCCCCCCCCCCGAGGCCUCUCCAAAGGACACGACCUCCAGAUCCCGGGAGGCCCCCUCCCCCCUCCCCCCGUGACCCUCAUAAGGGGGCCCCAGGCCGUCGAGCUCGGAGUCUGCGUCCAGGUUCGGUCCUCGGAAGUCGCGGGCACAUCUCGGGGCCUCGUGCGCAGUGCUCCGAGUGGCCGCGAGGUGGCACCUGACUCCCCCGCACCCAGGCCGCCCUUCCCCAAGGUGCCCCCCCCCCGCAGUCCCCUCUGACGGGGAGAGGCUGGGAAGCCCCCAGGGAGGAGCAGGGAGACGCCUCCCAGAGAAGGGGCGCGAGGCCAGGCUCAGAGGAAGGUGGCGUCUUGUCGCCGGGGCUGCUCGGGGCUCCUGCGCGCUCCCAAAGGGCAGCCCUGAGGCCCCGGUGUCGGGUGGGUCAGCGGUCCUCCGGAGGGUUCCCAAGUGGUCAGAGGGGAGACUUGCUGGGAGACUUGCACGAGGGCCCGAGAACGUGGCUCCAGAAGCUUGGCGAUGGCCAGCAAGCCCAGGGCCUGCAGGGCUCGCCUGACGCGGGGUCAGAGGAGCCACACUUAAGAACGUGGUCUGUUCUCACUGCAUAAUUUUAGGUCUUUGUCUUUUGCAAUCGCUGGCAUUAAGCAUGUUACUAGUCGUGGAUAUGUCCUUACUUGUCCGUUUGGUACACGCCGUGUUUCCUGUUCCUACAGAUCUGUAUCUUUCAUCGGUUCUGGAGAAUUCUCAAACACUAGGUCUCCAAGUCGCCUCCCGGUUCAUUGUACCCAGUCUUUCUAGGGACACCUAUGGAAUGAAGGCUUUGCCUUUUCCCUUCUCUUUCCAAGUCAA